Molecule: messenger RNA, 1784 nt
Organism: Dunckerocampus dactyliophorus (ringed pipefish)
Lineage: Eukaryota; Metazoa; Chordata; Actinopteri; Syngnathiformes; Syngnathidae
Gene: cpa6
Product: carboxypeptidase A6
Exons: 11
Coding region: 88-1437 (449 amino acids)
Biological process (GO): proteolysis
Molecular function (GO): metallocarboxypeptidase activity; zinc ion binding
Source: RefSeq, a predicted model, not a curated record
UUUUUUUAAGUGGAGAAGCGGAGCGAGUAGGUUUGGGAUUAAGGUGGAGAGCAUCCUGCACACUAUAUCCUUUUUUAAAGUCUAAAGAUGAGGCAGGAUUUAGGGUGCAUAUUGGCUCUUUUCUUACUGCCUUGUGUGAUAAUCUUCAGCAGCGUGCUAUGUUCCACUGCUGCUGAUGGACUUCUCUACAAGAACCGCUACGCUGGCGAUCAAGUCUUUAGGAUAACCCCGAGUAAUGACCAGGAGGUGCACACGCUCAGGAAUAUUCUACACCGCAUCAAGGUGGACCUCUGGCAUCCUAACAGUGUUUCCCUGAUCAGCUUCAAUGCAACAGUGGACGUACACAUUAAACAUAAAGACACACAAGGACUACAUGCCAGAUUAAAGCAGGAAGGUAUCCAAUACAGGGUUUUCAUCACCAAUCUGCAGGAGGAAAUUGAAAAGCAGCAGACGGGACGCCGCUCCUCCCGCCAACGGAGGUCAGAGAGUCAGUACGACUAUGAGGUCUACCACUCCCUGGAAGAGAUCCAGAAGUGGAUGUUUGACCUCAACACAACUCAUCCUCACCUACUUGACAUGUUCUCUAUCGGGACGUCCUAUGAGGGACGACCGCUUCAUGUCCUUCAGCUAGGAAAGAGAAGUCGCCCCCAGAAAAAAGCCGUCUGGAUCGACUGCGGAGUUCACGCCAGAGAGUGGAUAGGACCCGCCUUCUGCCAGUGGUUUGUCAAAGAGGCCCUGCUGUCCUACCAGUAUGACUCAGGCAUGCGACGGCUGCUCAACCAGCUCAAUUUUUAUAUCAUGCCAGUCUUCAACGUGGAUGGAUACCACUUCAGCUGGACCAAAGAUCGUUUCUGGAGGAAGACACGAUCCAAGAACCCCAAGUUCCAUUGCAGAGGAGUUGACGCUAACAGAAACUGGAAAGUGAAAUGGUGUGAAGAGGGGGCGUCCUCCCACCCCUGUGAUGACACGUACUGUGGACCCUUCCCCGAGUCGGAACCCGAGGUCAGGGCAGUGGCCAAGUUCCUGCGCAAGCACAAGAAGCGCGUCAGAGCCUACAUCUCCAUCCACGCGUACGCACAAAUGCUCCUCUACCCGUACUCUUACAAGUACGCCACCAUCCCCAACUUCAACUGCGUGGAGUCGACAGCUCACAAUGCAGUGACAGCGCUUUAUUCAGCCUAUGGAGUUAAGUACAGAUAUGGACCUGCUUCUACAACCCUUUAUGUUAGCUCAGGCAGUUCCAUAGACUGGGCCUACAGGAAUGGCAUCCCGUACGCGUUUGCAUUUGAGUUGAGGGACACAGGCUACUUCGGCUUCCUGCUGCCAGAGUCACUGAUCAACCCCACGUGCACUGAGACCAUGAGGGCGGUGAAGGCCAUCGCCUCAGGCCUGCUAAAGAAGUGUCACACCCACAGCAACACCGGCACAUUACCAUAAGUACAAAUACACUCCUGGCUCCUCCUUACAUUUGCUUUUAAUACAAAUACUGUCUCAUUCUAUGAAAAUCAGAAAAAUAAGCUUCUCGCAGUAAGUGGCGGCCAUUGGAGCACUUGUCAUGAGCCAGCGGCACUUUGAUGACUCAGCAGUAAAGUACCAAAAAUUGCUUUCUAGUGGACCACAAAACCUAUGAACUCCUCCAUUGCUGCAACACUGUUUUUUGUCAGCUGUAUGUUUUUUGUGUUAUUGGGAAGAAACAACCUGUCAGUUUAAUUAUAUUGUGUCAUUACUCAGGUAUGGACGACAAAUGUUUACUUUGGACAACUUAAUAGUGUUUGAGUGUGUUA